Messenger RNA from Melospiza georgiana, 2799 nucleotides. Its product is annotated as D(1)-like dopamine receptor. The coding region runs from base 1 to 1296 and encodes 431 amino acids. Gene Ontology annotation, cellular component: membrane. Gene Ontology annotation, biological process: adenylate cyclase-activating adrenergic receptor signaling pathway. The transcript has a single exon. Lineage: Eukaryota; Metazoa; Chordata; Aves; Passeriformes; Passerellidae. Gene Ontology annotation, molecular function: G protein-coupled receptor activity. The record is from RefSeq and is a predicted model, not a curated record.
AUGGGGAGCGCGGCGCCGGGGGCCGGCCCGUGGGUGCUGCGGGCGCUCACCGGGUGCCUGCUGGGCGCGCUGGUGCUGGGCACGCUGCUGGGCAAUGCGCUCGUGUGCCUCGCCAUCCUGCGCUUCCGCCGCCUCCGCAACAAGGUCACCAACUGGUUCGUGCUGUCACUGGCCAUCUCGGACCUCUGCGUGGCCCUUUUGGUGAUGCCCUGGAAGGCCGUCACUGAGGUGGCUGGAGGCUCCUGGCUCUUUGGCAGCCACUUUUGUGACACCUGGGUGGCCUUCGACAUCAUGUGCUCCACCGCCUCCAUCCUGCACCUCUGCAUCAUCAGCCUGGACCGGUACUGGGCCAUCUCCAGCCCCUUUCGCUAUGAGCGCAGGAUGACGCAGCGCCUCGCUUGUGCCAUGAUAGCCGUGGCCUGGGCUCUCUCCAUGCUCAUCUCCUUCAUCCCCGUGCAGCUGCACUGGCAUAAAGCCAAGGACAGUGGAGAUCCAGGCUCCUGGCUACCUGCAACACCCCGCUGCGAUGUCAGGUUGAACCGCACUUAUGCCAUCACCUCCUCCCUUAUCAGCUUCUACAUCCCCGUUGCCAUAAUGAUCAUCACCUACACCAGGAUCUACAGAAUUGCCCAGGCCCAGAUCCGCCGCAUCUCCACCCUUGAGAGAGCAGGGGGGCAGUGGCCAGCUCCUGGCAAGGAGCCCACAUCCUCUCUGCGGCGUUCCUUGCGCAAGGAGACCAGGGUGCUGCAGACCCUUUCUAUCAUAAUGGGAGUCUUUGUCUGCUGCUGGCUGCCCUUCUUCCUGCUGAACUGCCUGCUGCCUUUCUGCCAGCCCAGCCUCCAGGAGGACCCUGAAGGACAGCCACUCUGUAUCGGCCAAACCACCUUCAACGUCUUUGUGUGGUUUGGCUGGGCCAACUCUUCACUGAAUCCAGUCAUCUAUGCUUUCAACGCAGACUUCAGGAGGGCUUUCAGCAAUCUCUUGGGCUGCCAGUGCUGCUGCACACCUGAAUCCCCUGUGGAGAGGGUCAACUUCAGCAAUGAGCUGGUUUCCUAUCACCGUGACACCACCUGCCAGAAGGAAGGAGCUGUCCCAUCGUCAGUGCCUCCUGCUGCCACCACUGCCUGGGUGCAGCCCGUGCCCCAUGCCAUAAACCUCCAGGGAGAGCACAGCAGUGAGGAGAUGUCUAUGGAGAAGAGGGCUGUGACUUCUCAGACUGCCCUUGGCGGCAGCCCCAGCAGUUUUCAAGUGCCAGCUAUUCUGCAAUUGGAUUGCAAGGCAAAGCCAUCCCUGUAAACUGCUGCCCCCUGUACAGGACUUGGUCAGUGUGAGGGACCCUCUUGUCUCAGAGUAUUAAUCACUUCUCACACACACAGCCACCACACAGGGAGAGUUCUCCCUGUCUCCAUGUAAGCUCCCCAGCAACAAAAGUCCCAUGCCAGAGGUGUGGGAAAACACUGCUCUUACCACACAAGAGGCAUGUGGAGUCCAUUCCAAAGGUACAUAGCUGCCACACAUUUACCCCUUCCCAUGGCCACCUUCACCCCUUACUCCCACAUUAGACAUCUCCCAUGCAUUUGUUCACCCCCAUUCUACAGUCAAAUUUGAGGUAUGUAUGAAGAAUAGUAGAUAAUUAGAUAAAAGUAAAAAAAGCUCAUAGUUCAGGCAGCCAAGCCCUUCAGAAAGUAGAAAUAUGAUCCACAAAAUAAAGAGUGACCAGGUCAUCUCUGUCAACCCAUUUCACUACUUGCAAAUAUGAAGAUCAACACAACGCAGAACAAAUGAGUGUUGGAUGCAGGCAAGAGAAUACUGGGAAAACUAUGAUUGUGUCUGUGUAGAAGGGUUCAGCAGACAUUAAGGCAAUACAGUGGCAUCUCAUUGUCCUGUCCACUAAAAGGUUCUGCUGCUGGCCAUUUAUAAUAGAGUGCUCCACUCACCACCAUCCUUGUCCCAUUUUUUCUGUCCUUCACCUAUGAUGGAUUGCCUUUGAUUUUCAGGAAGAUGAUGAAGAUGCAACAGUCCAGAAAGAGACAUAAAGAAUGCUUACAAUGCAAGAGCUUUCUUGGGCAUUGUCUCACAGACGGUACAAAUUCUACUUUUCAGAACAAUGAUCUGUGCUGAAAGGACAGCAGCAGAAAAGAGACUCUCAUCCCAGUGAUCCUGCUCCCUGUGAUUUUAAACCAGGUGUAGUUCUUAAAUCCCUGUAUGCAUUUUCCCCAUCAUUAGUUCCUAUGUGAAAAUAUGCUCAUGCUACCCUGCUCUUUUCAGGAAUGUGUCCUUGGGGAAUACUUGGGUGUGACUGCCAUCUGUUCUUGGGCUACAGAGGCAGGACAAGAGGUAAUGGGCUGUAAGGAGGACCAAGGCAAGAAUUUGUAAAGCUUUCUAAGAAUAAGGGUAAUUAAGCACUGGAGUAGAUUGCCUAGGUAAAUGAUGACUUCUCUCUCAGUAAAAUGACUGUAAGCUUCUGUCAGAUAUGACAGUGACAAUGUUGAUCCUGUCUUGGGGCAGAGGCACAGAGUAAUGGUCUCGAGAUAAUCUCUAGUCCUGCUUCACUAUGGCAAUGUGUCUCCUUAAGAAGCAUUGAGCUUCAGAUGUUUGGCUGUGGGUUUUUUUGCAUGCAACUAUGCUUAGAUGUUUUAUUGUAGGCAAAAUAGGUACAGAUAAGAACUUUGAGAUGUCAUUGGUGUACUUCCUUUCUUUUAGUGAUUAUCCGUGUUUCUGGCAUUUCACUAUCAUUCAGCAUGCCUAGUGCCUCCUCUGGAGAGCAACCAUGAAAUAAACCUGUUUGAUUCCCCUUGA